Dentiscutata heterogama is the source of this 1381-nucleotide messenger RNA. Lineage: Eukaryota; Fungi; Glomeromycota; Glomeromycetes; Diversisporales; Gigasporaceae. The record is from the annotation of a GenBank genome assembly.
AUGUCAAACUAUUUUGAAACUGAUUCUUGGCCCAACGAAUUUGACGAUUUUCCUACUCACCACGCGUUAACACUACCAAGCAAGAUUAUAAAACGUAUAGCGCAAUAUCUAGACGUCCAGCAUGACCGCUUCAACUUUUGUCUUGUCAACAAAAGAUGGACUCCCGCAGCUACAGAAAUUUUAUGGUCAGAACCUGUAUUUAAUACACCAGAUUCUUUCCACUCGUUCUGUCGUUCUGUUAGACAAUCAAGGUCAUUUGCUCUUAGAGUUCGCGUAUUAGAUUUAUGUGCACCAGAAGAUGAGCUUAUAAACUUUUUUGCGCCUGUUUUAAAGUCAGAACGUCAAGAGCAUCAAAAAAUGCGUACUUAUGUGUUAUCAAAGCCAAAUUCUAUCAUGAAUUUAAUUCGAUCAUGCGAGAAUUUAAAGAGUAUUAAAAUAUAUGGGUGGAAUCUUAAUGAUAGUCACAUACAAUCUUUAAUUCAAUAUUGUCCGGGACUCGAGGAAUUUCGCGUGGUAGGGAACCAGAAUCUCUCUCAGUUCUCUGUCUAUUCGCUUAUAAAUUGUAUUCCUGUCCUUCGUGUUCUCGAUCUGGAUGGAAUUUUUGUUUUAUCGGAUAAUUUCGCAGAGACAUUAGCGACCAAAUGUUCCCAACUCACCUCACUUAAGAUUUGUACAGAUUUGAUGUCCGUACGUGGUUUCGAUAUUUUAGCUGGAAAAUUAACGCGUCUGAAGGAAUUAGUGUUACAAAACUGUUCGCAAAUGUCAGACGACAACAUCGAACGUUUUGUACGUAACAAUUCUAGUUUACAAACACUGUUGCUAUCGGGUGAUAAACUGUCUAUUAGGUCUUUUCAAGCUAUUAUUUCUUCGUUGGAAAAUUUGCGUCACCUAGAUCUGAGGUGCUUAAAAGAAAUGUCUCAUACUAUCAAAUGGGUCACGCCACUCGGACAGAAAUUGCAUACAAUAUUAUUCGAUAAUUUAUCUGUGGAUGAUGAUCUAAUUGAUAUUCUUUCAAACAAUUGCAAACACGUAGAGAUAUUUGGACUUUCUAGAUGCCCGUUCGUGACAGAUCGGUCAAUAGAUAGCAUUGCUGAACACUCUGAAAAUUUGCGCAUCGUCAAUUUAAUAGGAUGUCAUAAGAUUACUGACACUUGUUUAAGAAUUUUGGCGAACAAAGCAUGUUAUACGCUUGUUCAAUUGCUUGUUGAUUCAUGUGGAUUUUUCGAUCCAGCAGGAGUGCGUUGGUUUGUUUCUAAUACUUUUAAACUUGUAAGAAUUACAUUUUGCAAGAUGCCAUCAAUAUCAGAGUCCUUUGUCUAUCAAUUCUCCACAGAACAUUAUUCAAAUUUCGACAAUCCGACCGGUAGAUGUACUAUCGAGG